Lasiosphaeria miniovina is the source of this 4498-nucleotide messenger RNA. RefSeq lists its product as uncharacterized. The coding region runs from base 390 to 4076 and encodes 1228 amino acids. Lineage: Eukaryota; Fungi; Ascomycota; Sordariomycetes; Sordariales; Lasiosphaeriaceae. The transcript has 3 exons. The record is from RefSeq and is a predicted model, not a curated record. Gene Ontology annotation, molecular function: lipid binding.
UUAGUAGCUGAGCUGGAUAUCGGGCUUGACGGUUUGCAUCUAACAUAACUCCAAGAGCUCCCAAUAGGGCGUAGAUCAAGCCACACUACGUAAUCUAUCUCCGUCCGCUGGUAUGUGCCUAGCAGGCCAAUAUAUUUGUGUGUCCGGUCCAUUUUUCCUUCUCUUUGCUCACAUCCACCACUUCCCUAGUCAUCACCACCUCUCGUUGCAGUCACGCAGAGUUUCAUCUCCACUUACUCUCGACGGGCGAGUAGCUGGGCUGCGCAGCAUCUUGACUACAACUUCUAGAGAUAUUAGGACCUUGACUUACCGUAGAGGGCGCGGGCAGCAGUGCCAGUCGGUGCUAGUCUCCGGGCUGUUCCUGGUGAUACGGGCAUAGCAUCACAGGAAUGGACACGCAGGAAACGGUGUACCCCUCGGGGCAGCACUACUCGGGAAGAAACCGGAUCCCAAACAUCAAGCAGUUUGUCGAAGGCCUCGACCGGCAAAAGAAGCACCGAGAUGCCCAGAUCGACAAGCAGAACCAGAACGGCACGGCCAACGGCAAGGCCAACACUGACGGCGCCAGAGACCAUAUCCCCACCCAGAAGCCUGGCAAGAACCGCCGCACCAUCCGCGACCCCGUCACGGGUAAGGACGUCGAGAUUGAAGACAUUAGCUCACAGCACCUCAAGGCCGCCGAGCAGCCAAUGUUGACAAUCCCGAAUGCAAACCUCGAAAAGGACACAAAGGUCCAGACCGAUUCCUGCCAGUCGGGCGAGGAGUACCGUGUCGCCCAGGAUGUCACGGCCCCCCCGGACCCCGUGGCCGAGGGCUCGACCACCGACGUGCCCAUCCACGGCGAGAAGACCAACGUCUUGUUCCACCCCACCCCGACGGUCAGCUACGAGCCCAUGUUCGAGACGGUCGAGGCCCGCGCCAACGUCCUGUGCGCCGGCGUCUUUAUCGCAAUCAUCUUUGUCGGCAAGAUGUUUGGCGGCAGCCUCUGGGGCCUGAUUCCCCUCGCCGCCUGUGUCGCCUCUGGCGUUUUCCUGUGGGUCAAGGAUCUCAUCCGCCAGGGCCGUGACAUCGAGUGGUCGAGCGAGAAGAAGAGGGGCGAGACGGCCGUCGUGAACCUAAUCCCCGAGUCGGUCGAGUGGCUGAACACGGCCGUCGGGCUCAUCUGGGGGCUUAUCAAUCCGGACAUGUUCGCCGCUGUGGCCGACAUCCUCGAGGACGUCAUGCAGGCUAGCGUACCUGGCGUGAUCGAGAACGUAAAGGUAAACGACAUCUCGCAGGGCAGUAACCCGCUCCGCAUCCUGAGCUUGAGAGCCCUGCCGGACUCGCAGGUCCAGGACCUCAAGGCCGAGAUACGCAAGCAGGACGAAAAGGUCAAGGACCCGCAGGAGCUGGCGGCUGACGAAGAGGGCGGCGACUUCUACAACCUCGAGGCUACCGUUGCCUACAACUCGCUGCCGUCCACUGGGGAUGUCUCCUCCAAGGCCAAGAACAUGGGCAUGCAGCUGGUGUUUUAUCUGGGAAUCAAGGGCCUGUUCGGCGUCCCUUUUCCAGUCUGGGUCGAGCUGAACCGGCUUGUGGCGACGGCCAGGAUAAGGAUCUCGCUGGCGCCCGACCCGCCGUUUAUAAAGACGCUCAGUUUCACUCUCAUGGGCCUCCCCAAAGUCGAGGCCGGCUGUGUGCCGCUGAUCGAGAAGGGCGCCAACAUCCUCAACCUCCCCAUCAUUUCAAACUUUGUCAACUGGGCCAUUGCGGCUGCCGCCAACAUGUAUGUCGCCCCCAAGUCGAUGACACUAGACAUUGGCAAGAUGCUACAGGGAGACAACAUUAAGAAGGAGACCGACACACUCGGUGUCCUCUUUGUCAGGAUCCACAAGGCCGUCGGGCUCAGCAAGCAGGACCGGCGCGGGAGCGAAGGUGGUGGCUCGGACCCAUAUAUAUGUGUUUCGUUCUCCAAGUUUGGCAAGCCGCAGUACUGCACACGCGUGAUCCAGGACGACCUGAAUCCCAUCUUCGAGGAAAGCUGCGCCCUGCUGGUCACCUCGGACAUCAUCAAGGCUGACGAGCAGCUGUCUCUCGAGUUAUGGGACAGCGACCGCAACUCGGCCGACGACGUCGUUGGCAAGGUCGAGCUGAGCAUCCAAAAGCUGAUUCAACAUCCCGGCAGAAUGUUUCCCCAGGUCUCCAAGCUGAGGGGUCUCAAGGCCGAGAGCACCAUGCCCGGUGAGCUCCAUUGGGAAGUUGGCUUCUUCGGCAAGACGCAAUUCAGGAGAGCCCUGAGGACGCACGGGAAGGAUAUGAACCUUCCCGAGGAGCUGCGCGACAAGAAGGAGCUGCAAGACGACAAGGGCAGCCUCGAUAACGCCGAGGAAGACGCCGUGGUGCACACGCCUCCCGACCCGCUGUGGCCGAGCGGCAUCCUCAGCGUCGUUGUCCACCAGAUUGUCAACCUCGAGCUGCAAAACGUCAAGGGCUCCAACGGCAAGAGAAAGGGCCGAGAGUUCGAGCCCGCCCGGCCCGACACGGGCGAGGUCAUGGAGGAGCAGGGAAAGAAGCUGCCCAGCGCGUACUGCACGAUUCUGCUGAACGACGAGCUGGUCUACAAGACGCGGACCAAGGUGGUCUCGUCCAAGCCCAUCUUCGAGGCGGGCACCGAGCGCUUCAUCCGCGACUGGCGCUCGGCCAUCGUGACGGUCAGUGUGCGGGACUCGCGCAACCGACAGCACGACCCCAUCAUCGGCGUCGUCCCGCUCAAGCUUUCCGAUGUCCUGCAGACCAGCAGCCAGAGUACGCGCUGGUAUCCGCUCGACGGCGGAAUCGGGUUUGGGCGCAUUAGGAUUAGCCUGCUCUUCCGCUCCGUCGAGCUGAAGCUGCCCCCGCCGCAGCUCAGCUUUGGCGAGAUUGGCACCUUUGAGUUUGCGAGCGACAAGAUCGCGGCGUCAAACUACUCGGCGUCCAACAAGGUGAAGCUGAAGCUGCGCACCGGCGGCAGCUCUGCCGUCAUCAAGACGGAUGUCUGCUCCAAAUCCGCAGACGGCAUGGGCCUCUCGUGGGACAUCGCCGGCGACGACAAGAACCCCAAGGUCCGGCUGCCGGUCCGGUUCCGCUACCGGUCGCCCGUCUUCUUCGAGUUCCACCCCACGGGCAAACGCCACGCGGACACGUUCGCGGCCAUCUGGCUGCAGGACCUGGUCGACAACGAGGAGAGGGACUUUGACAUCCCCAUCUGGCGCUGCAACAACAGCAUGCGUCUCUCGCAGAACUACAUCACGGAGCGCAACUACCGCACGGUGCCGGACCUCAAGAUUGAGCAGAUUGGCCGCCUGCGCUUCCGCGGCCGCUUCAAGCCUGGCACGGACCGCGACCACCUCAAGUUCGUCAGCGACAACGACUCGCGCGAGACUAUUGAGAGCUGGGAGGCGUGCUUCGCCGAGGGCGUGCGCGCCGAGCACGUGACGGCCGACGUGCCCGAGCUGGUGCAGAAACUGCACGAGGAGAGCCUGACGCAGGGCCGCGACGUGCUGGCGCAGGCGCCCGACGAAGACAAGCAGAAGUGGCUGGCCAAGGACGGCACCGACUGGAGCGGCGCGUUCGGCCAGGACCCCAAGGAGCUGCUGAGCCUGCACCGCGCCAGUAGCAGCGAGGACUCGGGGCGCACCGAGGACGAGGACGACGACGAGCAUGAUGGUGAUGUUGACCUGGGCAUUGCCGACGCCAACCACGACCCCGAGGGCACCGACCAGGAAGACGGCAGCGAGUACGUGUCUGGCGAGGCCAGCGGCAACGGCAACGGAUCAGCUCUCGAGGGCACGCAGUCGGCCGACACGCAGGCCAGAUCGGCCAGCCGGUCGAGCCACAGCAACAGCAACAGCAACAGCAAGAACCCCAUCAAGCAAUACAAGGACUACAAGAGCCGCAGCCGCGACCUCCACCGCCAGCAUCGCGGGCUGAUGCAGUGGAGGCCGAUGCGCAACGUCCAGUUCGCCAAGGACGAGGCGCUGUUUGCCGCGCGCCGCCUCACAAAGGUCGGCAGCCUAAGCGGCCGCAAGCCCGACGUCGAGACCGAGGUGAAUGGCUGAUAUUGAUGUUCUCUUUCACACCCGACGAGUUUGCCGGUACGGAGGUUGGCGCUGGAGGUGUUUGUUGCUCAAUUGUUUCUCGGCCGAUACGUAUGAGAACCUAGAAAAUUGGAAAUCGGAAUUAGAGAGUGAUCGCACACAAUAGACAUGUGUAGAUCUCUCGAGGUUGUAAAAUAGGUGUACGUGCUAAAUAGGUAGUCCCUAUUUUCUUUCUACAAUAAAAAGGCAGUGAGUGUAUAACCAUCUUGAAUCUAUGCCAACGUGUGCUAUUGCGAGACUCCAAGCUGCCAGUUAUGUCCUGACUCCCGGGGGUAGGUGUGUAUUGUGAGAAUGACCAUGGUAUCCGUACAGUGGGCGGCAAAAAGUUUGAAUCCAAACUUUGAACCAUGAAAGCCGCUAGUAAGCCACUAGCCAGCCGCUAA